UCACAUGGGAACAAAAUUUGACGUUUAAACUGUCAUCGCAGGAAAAUAAAUGGAAGGUUCCUCAUAAAAAAUUCGAAAAAAUCCACAAAAAAGCUCACAAAUCCAACGAAAAAAGUUUAUUUUCACAAAUUUCGUAACACAUCGCAUGCUGUAAAAUUGCUCGAACGCAACUCAUGUGAUAAAAAAUAAUCUCCGCAAAUAAUGAAUAUUUUCUGCAACAUUGGAUGCAGUGGACAUGUAAAGCAAUUACUGACGCAACAUUUUACGCGAAAAAAUUCCUAAAAACCGCAAAAGAAAAAGACGACUUGGUAAUUAGUGACCUUGAACCGAUGAUGUCGCGAAACAAGCUGCUCAAGUUGCCCAUCCGCAAGACUGAACGCGAAAAUGCGGAAAAGUUCAAAAAUAUCAUGGGCCGCAACAAAAUCCUCACGAUAAACGGCCAGGAAUGGCAUAGCGAGCGCGAAGAUAUGCAGGAUCAGGGCGAAAUUGGGUACGGAACGUGUGGGCAUGUCCAAAAAAUGAUCCAUUUACCGACGGGCACCCCAAUGGCAGUGAAGCAGAUGCGUCGCAGCGGCAACGACGAAGAAAAUAAACGAAUCGCCAUGGAUCUGGAUGUCGUACUAAAAAGUCACGAUUGCCGGUAUAUCGUGCGUUGCUUCGGCUGCUUCAUUUUCGACUCGGAAGUGUGGAUUUGCAUGGAGCUGAUGGCAACGUGUUUCGAUCGUCUUUUGCGACACACAGACAACAAAGCGAUUCCCGAACGAAUUUUGGGCAAAGUCACGGUUGCCACAGUAAAAGCUCUGUCAUAUCUCAAAGACAAGCACGGCGUCAUUCAUCGCGAUGUCAAACCCUCAAACAUCCUAAUUGACACGCUGGGCAACAUCAAACUCUGUGAUUUCGGCAUCAGUGGUCGUCUCGUCGAUUCAAAGGCGAAAACUCGUUCCGCGGGAUGUGCGGCGUACAUGUCACCCGAACGCAUCGAUCCGAAACAGGGAAAUUACGACAUCCGAGCCGAUGUUUGGGCUCUGGGGAUUACGUUGAUUGAGCUGGCGACGGGAGUUUUGCCGUAUCAGGACUGCCAAACGGAAUUUGAGGUGCUGGCGAAAGUUUUGGGAUCAAGUCCGCCGAGAUUGCCCGCUGACAAGGGUUUUCACGAGGAUUUUCAUCGUUUCGUGAAUUUAUGUUUGACCAAAGAUUUCAAUGAUCGCCCGAAAUAUCAACAACUGCUGCAGGAGCCUUUUAUCACGUAUUACGAAAAUGCCCCCGUUGACGUCGCCAAAUGGUAUCAAUCGAUAAGUCAGUGUUUCGAAGCGAAUAAAACAGAAUUCGCGCCAAUUCCCACGAUAAGGCCUAAAUUUUCGCUUCCUCCAUCGCAAAUUCUCAACGGAAAUACGUCGUCGUCCGUGACUUCGAGCGGAAUUUCUUCGGGAAAUUCCAAUUUUGAGAUAAUGACGAGAAAUAUGUCGGAAUUUAAGUUUGCUCCGUUGAAUAGGACCCCAAAUUUAAGUGCGCGUCCUGAUCGGAGCUUAAGUCCGCCGAGUACGACAAAAACGCCGCCCGCACGACAACGACGCUUAGGUCUCAUUACCCCAGGUCGCAACUAUUGCAUUUGCGAUAUCAAGAGCAGCGUGGAGAAUUUGCAGGAAAAUACGAGUCCCAUACUGAUAAAACGGUAUUGCCAUCAACAAAGUCAGAUGUCUGUGGUGAACGGAGGCAACAAAAUGUGUCCCCGAUGCAAUGGCGGACGAAAAGCAUCGAGUGCAAAUGCCGCAAUUCCCGCAAAUAACUACUCGAAUGGCUUCAGUCCGUUACCGCAGCGACAAUUUUCGUACGAUUCGCCGCAACAUCAUGCUCCCUCACAUAUUCCUAGUCGGUUGUCGCGCGAAGAUACCGUGCCGCGACACCAUCGAUCGACCGAUACUUACCUAAAUUCAGAUUCCUGUGAUACAAAAGCCGCAUCUCCCGCCGUCGUCGCUCCGCACAUUUCGUCAAGUAGCAGCAGUAAUGCCAGCACAAUAACCAACAACAGCAGCAGUAACAGCAACUUUGCGACGCCUUUUCAGAAAUUUUUCGCAAAUGGAGCGUUGCCAUCGUCAAGUAACGCGACAACUCCAUCGACAAAUGGAAAUCGGGUACAUGCGAUGACGCAACUUUACCAGCAGAAAAUUGAGAUAAAGACAACGACAACGACGACAAUGAUGCAGGAAGUGACGUCGCCGCCUCCCCUGAAACCGCGAAGACUGCACGAAACGCCGCCUGAGCUGCCGAGACCAAGAAAGACGACGACGGAGGCACAACAGCAACAAAAUGGACAAACAAAUAGCAGCAUAAGCUUUUUGCAGAGCUUGAUUAAUCGAAAAAAUUCUUAAAAAGCUUUAAAGUGCUUGAUGGUGACUUGAUCAGUUCUUAAAAUAAGGAGAAUUGAUUCAAAGUCACUUUUUCCCGUUUCUUAAAAUUUGUUUUUUUUUUUUGAAUUGCUAUUUGUACUAUUACCCUACAAAAAAAUCUAUCUAAUUAAUUGAACGCUAAACUAUUUUUGAACAUUGAAAAAUAUAAAUUUAACGUGUAAAAAUAUGUAAAAUAUUUAUUAUAAAAAAAAAUGAGAGAAAAGCUUUGCAAUCAAGUGUAAAGGGAAAAAUAAAAAGGUUUCUUAAACGUUGAAAAGUAAGAAAAGUGCGGGAAAUUAUAAAAAAAUUAACAAAAUUUUGAAAAUAUUUUAAUUAAUUUUUUUUUGUUGAUUUUUGAACUCUUAUUGAAUAAGUGAUGAUUUUAAUUUAAUUUUUUUUUUAUUUAAUUUAAAAUAA
Culicoides brevitarsis is the source of this 2804-nucleotide messenger RNA. Its product is annotated as dual specificity mitogen-activated protein kinase kinase hemipterous-like. Gene Ontology annotation, molecular function: ATP binding; protein kinase activity. Gene Ontology annotation, biological process: protein phosphorylation. Bases 225 to 2369 code for a protein of 714 amino acids. NCBI's taxonomy places the organism in Eukaryota, Metazoa, Arthropoda, Insecta, Diptera, Ceratopogonidae. The transcript has 2 exons. The record is from RefSeq and is a predicted model, not a curated record.